UCUCAGUGUGUAGAUAUGUCUACUGCCAGCUGUCUGCGAUCUGAAGAUCAGUUUCUGUGCUCCAUCUGUCUGGAUGUGUUCACUGAUCCAGUCACCACAUCAUGUGGACACAACUUCUGUAAAAACUGCAUCACUGAACACUGGAACAGUAAUGACCAGUACCUGUGUCCCAUCUGUAAGGAAGUUUUUAUCACAAGACCUGAGCUGCAUGUCAAUACUUUGCUCUCUGGGAUGGUUUCUCAGUUCAGACAGGAAUCUCGACAGGAAGCCAGCAGCAAGGCUGAAAUUCAGCAGAUGAUCCAGAAGAGACGACUGAAGAUUCAAGAGAUCAAACACUCGGUUGACCUCAGUAAGAAGGAUGCAGACAGAGAGAUAGCAGAAGGUGUUCGGGUCUUCAAUGUUCUGAAGGAGUCUAUUAAGAGAGGCGAGGAAAUUGUCAAAACAAUCAAAGAGAGGCAGAAAACGACAGAGAAACAGGCUGACGUCUUCAUCAAAGAGCUGGAACAGGAAAUCUCUAAGCUGAUGAAGAGAAGCUCUGAGGUGAAGCAGCUCUCACGCUCUGAAGACCACCUCCACCUCCUCCAAAACAUCCCAUCCCUGAAAGCUGCUCUACCCACCAAAGACUGGACAGAGGUCAGCGUCCGUCCACCAUCAUAUGAGGGGACUGUGGUGAAAGCUGUGGCUCAGGUGGACAAGACGCUCAGCAAAGAGAUGAGGAAGCUGUUCACUGAGGCUGAGCUGAAGAGGGUCCAGCAGUAUGCAGUGGAUGUGACUCUUGAUCCUGAUACAGCACAUCCUAAACUCAUCUUGUCUGGUGAUGGAAAGAAAGUAAAUCAUGGUGAUGCGAAGAAGAAUCUCCCAGACAACCCAAAGAGAUUUACACGUUAUGCAAAUGUUUUAGGAAAGCAGAGUUUCUCUUCAGGCAGAUUUUACUUUGAGGUUCAGGUUAAAGGGAAGACUGACUGGACUUUAGGAGUGGCCAGAGAGUCGAUCAACAGGAAGGGAGAAAUCCCACUGAGCCCUCAGAAUGGUUACUGGUGUAUAUGGUUAAGAAAUGCCAGUGUGUACGAAGCUCUUACUGGUGUUUUAAUUGAUCUCUCUCUGAAGUCUCAGCCUCAGAAGGUGGGGGUGUUUGUGGAUUAUGAGGAGGGUCUGGUCUCCUUUUAUGACGUAGAUGCUGCAGCUCUUAUCUACUCCUUUACUGGCUGCUCCUUCACUGAGAAACUCUACCCAUACUUCAGUCCCUGUCUGAAUGAUGGUGGUAAAAACUCCGCCCCUCUGAUCAUCUGUCCUGUCAAUCAAACUGCCUGA
This is a messenger RNA of Thunnus maccoyii (southern bluefin tuna), 1311 nucleotides long. Its product is annotated as E3 ubiquitin-protein ligase TRIM21-like. Lineage: Eukaryota; Metazoa; Chordata; Actinopteri; Scombriformes; Scombridae. Bases 16 to 1311 code for a protein of 431 amino acids. The record is from RefSeq and is a predicted model, not a curated record. Gene Ontology annotation, molecular function: protein binding. The transcript is spliced from 2 exons.